GAAAGAAAGAAGAAAGAAGAGAAAGAAAGAAAGAAAGAAGAGAAAGAAGAGAGAGAAGAAAAAGAAAGAAAGAAAGAAAGAAAGAAAGAAAGAAAGAAGAAAGAAAACAAAGAAAAAAAAAGAAAGAAAGAAAGAAAAGUAAGGAUUGAGGCUGGAUAUCGGGCUGGGAUUGCUGUAUUGGUAGUGGCACUGAGGCAAGCUAUGAUACAGAUACAAAUAUGGCACCGAUUCAGGCUAUAG
Messenger RNA from Penaeus vannamei (Pacific white shrimp), 240 nucleotides. Lineage: Eukaryota; Metazoa; Arthropoda; Malacostraca; Decapoda; Penaeidae. The record is from RefSeq and is a predicted model, not a curated record.